AUGUUUAUUAAGAAAACAUAAUUAAUUUUAUGGUAAAAUCUGAUUAAAAAAUAAUAAAACAAAUAAUACAUAAAUUUUUAUUUUGUUAGUUAGCUUGUAAAAAGAAAGAUGGAUUUGUCUAACAACUUACUUAAAAAUAGAAUUUAAGAAGCCAUAAAGAAUUACUAUGAAAAGAAAUUCUUAAUAACUUUGAAGAUGUUUAAAAGACCUAAACUACUCAGCAUAAUUGUUUUAUGCACUCGCUACUUUUAUUAGCUUGAAUUAUUAAUCUCUGAAUAGAUAAUCUAAACACUCAAAGAUAUCGAUAACAACUUCGAUAUCCUGCUUCAACUUUAGUUAUUAAAAAGCUAUAGCUUCUCGAAUGAUAUAUUAUAUGCUUUUUGCGGUUUUAAUAUCAUAAUUUUUUCUCUUUUCAUUUUAUUCUUUAUCCUCCACAUAACAAAAAUAAAAUAUACCAAAUUUCAGAAGAAAGUAACAUUAGUCUUUAGUAUAAUAACUCAGCUGUAUAAUUAUAUUUUUUUCAUCCCUUCUCUAUACUUUUCUUUAAGUCUACUUGAUACCUCAAUAGUACCGUAUAUAAAUCUACCAUUGACAUUUAUUAUAAGCAUCAUAAUUAUUAUACACGACUAAGAUUUUAAUAUUAUAGUAUCAGAUUACUUAGCAAGAAAUAGUUCCUUUUUAACUAAAAUUUUAUUCUUACUACUUGAAACUAUUUAGGUUUUCAUAUAUGCUUUGGUUAAGGAUUAAAAAGGAACUUGCAUUAUUUCACUGAUCUUAGCAGUUUUUAAGAUUGCCUUCUCCUUUUAAUACAGAAGCAAUAUAAUUUCACAUUAUAGCCUUUUUCUCUCGCUCACUAUUUUCUCUAUUACAUCAAUAACUACCAUUUGUAUAUUUAGUAAGAUUCAUUUUUCUUUCAUAGUUUGUUUCUUAAUCGCUAUAUCUUUAUCAUACUCUAUAAGCUGCAUUGUCUGCAGCUAGUAUUAUUGUAUAGAAAAGCUAAAAUCUAUAGAUAAUAUUGUUGAAAAGCCCUAAGUAUUGAAUUUGCUUCUUAGAUAAUUUUUGUAAUAGAUAAAAGUGGAAUUCGAAAAUUAUAGAGUGAAUGACUAUUCUUUAGUACUAGAAUAAAUUAUUGCAGAUCAUAUAUUAAACUGUACUCAAUAUCCAUCAUGCUAUUGCAGUUAUCAAGAAGAAAACUAAAAUGCUACUGAGAGUAAGUUAAAUCUUAUGAGUGGUGAAUUGAGAAAAAGGUAUCUUCUAGACUUUAUAUUCAAAAAUUUGUAAGAAUCAGUGGAGUAAAUGAUGAAAAAUAAAUAUGGAGUCAAUAUUGAAUUAGUAUUUAGCUAUUUAAAUUUUUUAAUUGAAAUUUAAAAAUCCAAAUUAUUAUUUUAUGUCGAACUUAUUAGAAUUGAAAAAUAGCUAAAUUUAUCCCCUCUCUAAAUGUGUUUUGCAAAUGAAAUUUAUGAUAAAGCUUAAGAUUUCUUCUAAGACCUAUACGUUUCUUAAAGUAGGAUAUAUAAGAGUGACUAAGAUAAAACAGUGAAUAAUAUCUAUAGAGAGGAGAUAAAUAAAUCUAAAUAAAUCUAAUUAGCAGAUUUAUUAGGAGCAAUUAGUUUUGAUGAAUUAAUAAAUAAGGCUGAAAAAGAAUUUUACAAAGUGAUAGAGUUGAAGGAUGACAUAUUAAUAUUGCUCAGUUAAGAUUCUAUAAGCUUAGAUGUACUUAAGAGUAAAUCAUAGCACUACUAUAAACAGCGAGAAGAUAUUUUAAAAACACUUAAGAGGCUUUAUAAAAUCAAUAGUAAAAGUUAUAGGCUUAACUAUUUGAUCGAUAAUUACUGCUUAGUUAUGAGUUUUGGUGGUAGUAAAUAUUCAGUUUUUGUCAGAGAUAAUGCUGGAAAUUUUAAUGAGUUUGAUGAAGAUUUUAAUCAUAAAAGCUAUGAAAAGUUAAAUAUAAAAAUUCAAAAUCAAGUGCAAUUAUUUUCGAGAUCAGUCUGUAUUCUUUUCAUAACUUUAAUUGAUUCUCCAGGUACAAUCAAAAGACUGCAAAGUAGUUUUUAAUCAAUAUUUGGUUACACUUCUUAGGAGGCUUUAAAUAAAGACAUUUCUUUAAUUAUUCCAAAGCUUAUUGGUGAACAUCACUACUCUUUAUUAAUGGAAUAUUUUUCAUAGCCAAACGUUUAUGAAAAUUCGUUAUAGAGAAGUUCCCUUUCUUCACUAUUGGCUAGAGAUGUUGAUGGUUGGGCUGUUCCUAUAUCAGUGUAUUUUAAAAGUGACUCAUUAGGAGUUAUAGAUUGUGGUCUAACAGCGUAUAUUGAAAAGAUUAAAAAUGAUUAUUUUUACCUUAUGCUCAGCGAAAGUGAUUUUAGAGUAUAGCUUAUGAGUUAAGAGCUUUUUGAAAAAAUAUUUAAAGAAAUAGCUCAUAAGAGCGAUAUAGAGAAAAUAUAUUUUAUUAAAAUAAUUCCUAUGCUUAAAUACUUUGAAAAGCUAAAGUCUAAUGGCUACUUAAAAUAUUAAAAUUGUUUCGAUACUAUUGGAUUUAUUCCAAAAUAAAAUUCUUUUAUUAGUAAGGAAAUGUCUAUUUAGGAGCAUUUGAAUUACUAGAAUUUGUUAAUUAAUCUGUAAGAUCUUAAUUUAUAAGAAUAUAAUAUUUACAGAGUGAGAUUUAAAAUCGUUUCUGUAAGAAAUAAAUUCUUUGAGUACCACACAAUAGAAUUUCAUUAGUUUAGAUUGAUAAAAACUCCAUAAUCUAUAAAAGAGUGUUUGAAAUUUCUAAAAUUUUAGUUCUAGAAUUUGUUAAAUAUAAAUAUUAACUUUGAUAGGUAGAUGCAUUCCUUAAUUCAGUUUCAGACACAAGCUUAUUCACAGUAGAACUAUUUCAAUAGUUAAUUUGGACACUAUGACUAAGAUUCAGACUCUUUAAAAGAAAGAGAUAGACCUUAAUUAGGCUAAGUAGAAAGCAUAAGAUAUUUAGAUUAAGGAGCUAAAUUUGAUAAUUAAUCUUCAGAUGAGCAAUAAUAAUAGUAAUAAAAAGCAAAAGAGUACUUUUAAUAUAACAGUCAAUUAGAUAGUUUGAAAUUAUCUCCUCGUCCUUCAAAUACAGCAGAAACUGAUAUGCAUGUAAAGUCUCAUUUUAGUAGAAUGGAUGUAUAAUCUCAAAUUAAGGAAGAUAAUGUUAAACAAUCCUAGAAUGUUACAACAGCAAAAAAACUUGAUUAAAACGAACUUGAUCAAUAUGAUAUACAUAUUGAGACUGAUUUAAAUAUACAUACGAAUCAUCAUGAAAUUAUUUCUCCAUAAAUUACUUCUACAAGGUAGCUAAAUCAAAAUGGGGAAUCAAAAUACUUUCCUUCUCUGAAAAAAGAAGCCAGUAAUACAAAUAGAAAUUUAAACUAUACUUCAAUCUAGGCAAUAAUAGAUGAUGAGGAAGACUACAUCAAAAAUCUAGCUCCAAUAUCAUCACAAAGAGUUAAUUUAAAAUAAGAGAAUGAUCUAGCACCUAUUAUAGAAUAAAAAUAAGAUAAAAAAGGGAAAAAAAAUAAUUGGUUCAAUGUGAUAAAUUAAAAAAUAAAGGAAAAAAUAAUUGGUUAAUAAAAUGGUUAAAAUUAAAUGGAUUCAUAAAUUUUUCAAUAGGCAAGCUACGUAAACGGAAAUAGGCCUUUUAAUUUAAUUCAAUUUAAUUUACUUAAUAAGCAAUCUAAUGGAGCAGAAGAUAGAGAAAAAGAAAUAGAAAAUUUUAUAAACAGUUUGGCAUAGAUAGAAUCAUCAAAGAGAGAAUUAAAUUAAUUGGCGAAUAAUGACCAAUAAUUUAACAGUGAAGAUGAUAGCAACUAAGAUGAAGACCAAAAGAAAAACUGUUAGAAACAAAAAAGUGAAGACGAUUCAUCAGAAAAUAGCUAAAAUGAUUCAACUAAUUAGAAAAAAAAUGAUGUGUAAAAAAAUUAAAAGAAAGAAUUUACAGAUAAAAAAUCUUUUACAAAAGCAAAAAUCUUAUAGAAUAAGAUGAAUAAAAACAUUUAAAGAGAGAUAUAAGUUACAGCUGAGGCAAAUUCUUCACUUAAUAGCUCAAGUCUUUCCAAGAAUGCCAAGAAGGCUUUAAGGAGGAAUAUAUUAGAAAAAAAAAAUAAUUUACUUCUUAAGAUACUAAAAAUAUUUGGAAUUGUUUCUCUACUUUGCAUAAUAGGAAUUACUCUUGUAACUUAUUUUUAAAUGAUAAACAAUUUCGAUAUAGCUUAGUAAACUUUUAAAUAUUUGCCGUGGCCUCUCGUUUUUCGCUGUAAUUAUUCUUUAUCUUCUCAUUAUAUGGCAAUACUGCAAAUAAUUAAAAGAAAGGUUUUUAAUAACCCAAGAUUCGAUACAUCUUAUUAAAGCGAAAUAAAAAGUAGAGUUGAUUUCUCUGUUUCUGACAUGAAUAGUCUUUUUCUUGAUUAUGAAAAUGGAGAUUAAAGCAAAUUAACAUUCUUUAAAUAAUUAAGCUAUUAAUAGGUCAAUAUGAUACUAAAUAAAGAUUUAGAAUCUGUGGAUGGUGAUAUACUAAAAUUUAAUUAGAAAGAUAAAAAUAUUGUGCAAAUGUCAAUGGCAUAUUUUUUAUAGUCAUCUGUAGGUUAUGUUUAUCGCUAUUCAACUGCUUAAAAUAACUUGUAUGAGUAAAUAGUUAGAUUAGAUAACGUAGCUUCUUUAAUUUCUAAUGUUACUGGAAUUGAAGAUUCUAUUUUAUCAUAGUGUAAUGAUAUAUUGUCUUCUCUAAAAUAAUCAGCAUUAAUUCUGAUGAUUGUUGUAUUUUUUAUCAUUUUUAUUUUUGUUGUAAGCAUUCAUCCUUUGUAUGCUUAUGCAUAGAUUAAACAAGAAAAUAUUCUCAAGCUAUUUGCAACAAUUUCACAAAGCCAUUUAAUUGAAAUGAUAAAACCAAUUAAUUAAAUUCUACUUCUAGCCCACUCACAUUAAAAAAUAAGGCUACCAGAAGUCUUGUAGCGUUCAUUGUAUAUAAAAAAGAGAAAAAAUAUUUCUUCAACAGACUCCUUAAAAAGAGUAAGGAAAAGCUUUAUCAUACUCUCCAUUAUAGUUUUUUGUUCUUUGAUCAUACAACCUAUAAUAAAUUAUACAUACAUAUCAGAUUUUUACGACCAGGCUUCUGACAAUAUCUAUUUAGUUUCAAUAUUAUACGAUUUGAGAGCAUAAUCUGUGAGCAAUACUUCCUAAAAUUACUAAUAUUUGCUAUCUGUAUUAGAUCCAACUUAUUUACUGUAUAACACUAACUACUACAUAGCUAGAAUACCAAAUUUAGUAAUACAAAAUGAUUAAAAAAUUAAAGGUAUGAUAGAUAUCUUAAACUAAAAUGAAGGCAAAAAGAAAUAUAAUUAAGAGCAAUUUAAUAGCUUUUUUAAUUAAAUUAUAUAUGGUGAUUUAUGUUAAGCUAUGACUUCUUACCCUUAGUAUGUAACUAUUGAAAAUAGGAUUAACUAUGACUCCUGUAUAAAUAUUAGGAACGGAAUGCUUUUAAAAGGAUUUGCCCUUGCUUACAAGGAUUUUCUAUCAGAAUUCAAAGAACUUUCAGGCAUUUAUAAUAUAACUGAUCCUUAAAAAGUAAAAUAUAAUUUAAUUGAUUGGGAAUAGAGGGUUGAUCUAAGAGAUUUUGAUGAUUACUUUACAGUCCUAUCCUAAUCUAUGAAUGCUAUUAAAGAUUUUAUUCUUUUAAUGAUGUAAGAUUAGCUUUCAUAUAAUUAAAACAUAGAAACUAUUUUAUUGGUUUAUUAAUAUGUUGUACUUGCUUUUGUAUUCUACUUUGGCUGGGUUAACUUUUAAAAAACAGUUAAAAGAGAAAUAUUUUAAGUGAGGUUGCUAUUGACUAUUUUAAACAUUGAAGUAAUUCUUGAAAACCCAUAUAUUUUAUCCUUUAUAAAUAAAUGA
This is a messenger RNA of Tetrahymena thermophila SB210, 5901 nucleotides long. Its product is annotated as transmembrane protein, putative. The transcript has 5 exons. The record is from RefSeq and is a predicted model, not a curated record. Lineage: Eukaryota; Ciliophora; Oligohymenophorea; Hymenostomatida; Tetrahymenidae.